Molecule: messenger RNA, 10150 nt
Organism: Dermacentor silvarum
Lineage: Eukaryota; Metazoa; Arthropoda; Arachnida; Ixodida; Ixodidae
Product: pleckstrin homology-like domain family B member 1
Exons: 21
Coding region: 398-4096 (1232 amino acids)
Molecular function (GO): protein binding
Source: RefSeq, a predicted model, not a curated record
AGGCCAGUGUCGGUCGGACGCAUGUGUUCCUUGUUUGUGUGGCUCGCUCGCGCGUAGGAUAUUUUUUCAGUGUGCUUUCGUCGUGCUUUUUGGCUGCGUCUGCCUUUAGAGCGUUUGGUGCUGCAUUGCAUGAGUGUGCGUGUGUGUUCCUAUUUCCUCCGUGUCUGUGUUGCGGCAGAAACAGCACCACCGAAGCGAAGCGCCCGGAUACUCCGAACCGCUCGUGCCCGUGCUCACCGCAAGACCUCGCGUUCUGCCGUUUUCUACCGUCGCAUCUACGACUUCUGUCGUAUUAGGUGCCCAACUUUUAUGGAAUAGCUCAUAUCAACGCCUGGAUGCACAAUUAAGAUGUUCCUGAGGCUACUAUGUUGCUGACGUCAUCCGAAGGCUUGUGACGAUGGCGUCUGUAAGAUUGCUCAAUUCGUCGGACCUCUACAGCUCACCGCACCACCUCAACGGAAGUUACCACGGCAACGCCUCCAACGAACGCUCGAGGACGCCCAAGAAUGGCCUGGAGGUGAUCGAGACGAGCCACGCGGUUCGGCUGCAGCAGGAGAAGCCGCACCUGGUGAGCCUCGGCGGAGGGAGGCUCAGCACGUCCGUCACCAUACACCCGCUUCCAGAAGGAAAGACAAGAAUAGGAAGGAAUGAUGCUCCUGUGCUACAGGACAUUGUGGUUCACGGGCCAGCUGUCGAGGCUGAACAUUGUUACAUCCAGAAUGAGUCUGGAAAAGUUACCCUGCAUCCCCUUGGAAAAAUGAUAUCCAUAGAUGGAAUGACGAUUACCGAACCAUCCAGGCUACAUCAGGGCUGCAUGAUUUGCAUCGGAAGGUCAAACUUUUUUCGCUUCAACCAUCCUGAGGAAGCCGAGAGUCUCAAGAAAGACCCUCUCCCAAAUGCGAGGCUACCACCCAUGUCUAAUAGCUUUCGUCCAGUAACGGAACCUCCUGGCCGUUUUGUGGGCAAUCCUGGUGCACCUUCUCCAGCUUCCUUUGACAUGGACAACAGUGUCGAUUUUGUCGAGAAGGUCUCAAAAUUCGAGUUCCUUGCCCACAACCGGUCCCCACCGGUCGCCUCAUCUGAGAGUCCUCGCUGGUUUGUUCGGGAUGGGAUCAGGGUGUCGGCAUCGCCUCCUUCACGAGCUUGCGAGCAGUCACCUUCCCUGCGGGGCCCUCCGAGCAAGCCAGCUCCUCGCUUCACCCCAACGCCUCCCCUGUCAUCAUCGCCCAAGUCACCAAAGUCUCCACGGGUGAGCGCAUUGUCUGGCCGGGCGAGCCCCCUGGUGGCCGGUGGCCGCUGCACCCCCACGUCGCCACGUUUGGGCCACCGAGUGGCCAGCCAUGAGGACAUACGUGCCUGCGAGGUGGAGUUGGCUCAACAGCAUCGCAGGGCAGUAGCUGAGCGCUUGCGAGACCAGGAGCAGGAGCGUCAGGAGCGCCAGCGCCUUGAGGAGAUCCUCUCACUCUGUGCCGAGUAUGAGCGCAAAGUGCAGGCCACAGGACCCAAGGACAAGAAGCUGCAGAGAAGCCCCCCCUCCUCAGACUCCGGUACCGAGGAUGUCACCUCGCCACCGGGCUCUGGAAGUGAGUCUUCUUCAGCUCCCGAUGACACCAGCAAGACAUCCGAGUCCUCCAGUGGGAGUGGCGUCUUGGCCGAAGACGACAAGCCGGGGCUACAGCGCAACGACACAGUCAUUCGUCGGCCUGGUGGUAAGCAGCUGCCAGAGCGCCCUAACGUCGUCAAGCCUGUCCCGGUUCUGGCUGCGAGGCCAGUUCCCGCCCCUCGGUCUCAGAGCAGCCUGUCCGAAGCAGUGCCGAAGUCACCGGAGAGCAAAGCACUGCCACCUCCACCGCCUCCUCCUGCAGAAGAAGUGGUGACAGUGGGAGCAGUGGCCAUUUCUGGGACAGGUGCGUCCCCUCCGGGGCCAGUGCUGGUCCACCACCAAAACCGCAUCAAGACCAAUGGCUCUCUGGCUCCCACUGAAGUGGAUGGGAAGAGAGUCAACCGCAUGCUGGCGGACGGGAAUGUCUUGUCGGACGGGAUGCUUGCUGUGGCCCCCAAGAAAGUGAAUGUCACCUCGUCAGAGGAUGAACUGUCAAACAUCCUUGGUGGAGGAGGACCGAGGGGUCUGUCCAACCAUGCAGGCUCCAGCUUGUCAAGCCCGCGAUCUGAUGGUACCACCUUGGCUGGUGAGAAGACGCCAGUGCCUGCAUUGGCCUAUCCACAGUCUCCGCGCACUCGCAUUCGCACUGUGGCAACGCUAGAGCGCUCGCCUGAAGUCUUUGAGAACCCUCUUGCCUGGAAAGAGCUGGCUUCAGCUCAUGGUGGGAAGGCCCUGACACCUCCUGCCACCAUUGUGCCACCCAUCUUUGAAGACAUACCAGUUCUCAAAGAUUUGCCACAGCAACACUCACUCCCAAGGAAGCUGCCUGAGCGUGGAGGUUCCCUCAACAUCCGCAAGGCUUCGGAGGAGUCCAGAGUUCCUCUGCGAAGGGUAAGGUCAAGCUCAGAUGACAUCAGUCUGUUAAAGAGGCAGCGUGAGGAUUCGUUUCAGCAAAUAGCAAAGCUCAAGAAGGACAUGUUCACUCUAGAAGCACGGGCUAACGAAGGGAUGAGAGAGCUGGAGCUGGAACAUGCAUUGCUAACGGGUGAGCUGACCGAUGCUCAAGCUUGUCAGAAGUCAGAUUUCGCUAUCCUAGAAGAGAUCCAAGAGGAAGAAAGACGACUCAGCCAGCAGGCCGAAUUAGAUCGUGAACAGGAGCACCUGCAGCUGGAGGUGUCGCGCGGCCGCAUCGAGCAGUGGGAGCAGCUGACGCAGGAGCUGCGCGAGGUGCUCGAAGAAGCCGGGUCCCUGUCCCGCCGGCCCGAGCUGGAGGAGCGCUACCGGCGCGAGCUCGAGGGGCUUGACGGCGAAAGGAGGGCCUUUGAGGACCUCGAGUUCCGCCAGCUUGAGCGCCAGGCGCGCCGCGAGGAGGAGCGCGAGGCACUCGUGGCACGUGCCGACCGUGUACGUCAAAACCUGCGUGACCGGCAGUUGAGAAUUCGCGAGCUCUUGGAGCAGCAGAAGACGGUGCAAAUGCAAAUCGAACAGGAGCAGUCCAGCUCCGAGAUUGAGAAAAAGCUUGUACAAACUCAGUUGCAGCAGGAACAACGGAGGCUGGAACUCUUGGACCAGCAGCUGAGGAAUGCUACUCGCACCCCACAGCACAUCUCUUUGGACUCCAGUGAUGACAGUAGCUCUUCCGAUACAGAAAUGGGCUCUACACUGAAAAUAGGGAGCCAGAGCCCUUGGAACCAGAACAUCCUGCUCCAAGUCCCAGAUGCCACAGUGAACAGGCUCAGUGGCAAUGAGUCAAGCUUCACUGGCAUCGAGUCAGAGUCUUCAAGCAUCAUCAGCAGCAGUGAUCUUCCCAACGAAAGCGUGAGCAGCAGCAGCGACGACCGGAGCCGACCUACCAGCGAACACGUGACCCAGGGCAUCGCACAGGUGCAUCAACAUGAGCGCAACUUGCAACUGAAUUCCGAGGACCGUUCAGGGUUGGUGUCCCGUUCAGGUGAUGACGCCAUACAUCACGAGAUACGCCGGCGAGAAAAACAGAAGGCUCAGAGGCCACUGACACGGUACCUGCCUGUGCGUGGUGCCGAGUGCGACCUGCGGCAGCAUGUGGAGUCUGCGGGUCACCAGGUGGAGCUGUGCCCACAUGUGCAGCUCACGUCAACCUCCUGCCGUGGCUAUCUGCACAAGCUGGGAGGCAAGUGGCGCUCCUGGAAGAAGCGCUGGUUUGUCUUUGACCGCAAUCGCCGGGCCCUCAUGUACUUCAGCGACAAGAGUGAAAGCAAGCUGAAGGGUGGUGUGCCAUUCCAGGCCAUAGAAGAGGUCUAUGUGGACCACUUGCACUCUGUCAAGAGUCCCAACCCACGUGUGACGUUCUGUGUCAAGACAUAUGAGCGCACCUUCCACCUAAUGGCACCCACUGCUGAGGCCAUGCGUAUAUGGGUUGAUGUCAUCUUCACUGGUGCUGAAGGCUACCUUGAAUUCCUCAGUGAGCCCGACAUCGCACCUGCUAGCCGUUCCAGGCACAAGUUCAAGGACUGAACAACCUCCUCCACUUUAAAAGCCUUGGCAGUGCCAAGGCUGGAGUUCAAGGGCGUCACAGUGUGACGUGCAGAGGAGAUGCCUUGCCCGGUUAUCAUCUAUGACAACUGAAGCCAACGAAGUCCCAGGCUCCUUCUUCCGUUGAGGGAAAAUGUGACAGCUAUCCCUUUUGUACUCUGCAUGAUACACUUGUUCAGCCUCAAGGGAAGCCUGCACCAACUACCUAUAUUCGAACUUUGGCAAGGAACAAACCAGCCGACAGAGUGCUGCAUGGUGGCAGCCGUGAGCAAAGGAAGAAAAAUUGAGUGUUCAAUCUGCUGCAACAGUUGGGCAAACUAGUCUCACAUCAUCAAAAGAAAAACCUGAGCUUUGAACUCGGUUCGUCGGCAGGAGCAUCUGUUGGUUGCUUGAGUGUAAGUUUCUCUGUUGUAUACAUUGGCAGCAAUGUCCGUUGAUAUCAUGGAUGUGAAUUUUCUGUCAUGGCACUUGGUGUAAUCUUUGGAAGUUGUCAUGUGCAUAUUUCAGUGUAAAUCAUUUUGUUCUAUGUGUGUGUGUGUGUGUGUGUGUGUGUGUUUGUUCCUUUUGAUUUAAGUUGCUCUCUUUAUGACUUCAGGCAGCCCAUGCUAAGUAUCACUGAAUCACUGUAAAGAACUUCCACAAAAGUUAAAGCUAAGCCACAUUUUCAAACUGCGCUCAUAGUGCGCAUUUUAUUUUUUUCUUGCAAUUUCAAGCAGCUUUCCUUUCAUUUGCUGCCCAUGCAAAUGUCGCAUUCUGUGAAAUAGCUGUACAAGAUUCGUAAUUUUUUCUGCUGCACUGUACAGCUUAGUUCUCUUCCACUGUUCGUGCAGUUCUCUUGCACAAGUGCUCAUGGCUUGUUGAAUGGUGUAUGGAACUACUGUAUCAUGGGUAUCAGGCCCAUUAUAUUAAAUUGCUGCUUGUGCAUAUAAAUGUAUCAAUUGGCAUUUUCUUAUUAAAAUUUGGCUUUUGUUUAAUUAUAUGAUGGUCUCCCAAGAAGAUGAACCUCUAGGCAUACUGAACAAACCAUUUGGUUGGCUGUCGAUACGCUCAGUUUGAAACAAAAUUGAUGAACAUAAACAGCUUUCAUGCUGAUUGUCAAAACCAUUAAGGCUCCAGUGCGACAUACCAAAAUGGCUGUGGUUGCAAGAGCACCUUGUACUGGCGGAGCAUUGUUGGAAACACAGUGAUAAGGUCAUCAUGCAUUCGGCAAAAGAGUCACAGCUAAGCAGAGAUAAGCACUAGCGUUUCGAAGUGAAAACAUAUGAGCUAGGGUCGCUGAGUGUAUACUGGUUUCAGAAACAGCCAGACUUGCAGUUCCUCUGGCUUGUGUUUCAUUUGUAUUUAAGCGUGCAUGUUGGGGACACUAAUCCAAUUCUUGAAACACUCAAAAAGCUGUCAGUAAUGAUAAAAUUAAAGAGGCUGUCUCAAAAACUGUAGGAAUGAUGUGUCGUGCAUCUGACACAGUUCGAAGACUGUUGAGGAAGUUGUCAGAUUUUAUGUCAAUUCACUGAUUCACUCACUUAAUGCAGUUGAAGAUCUCAGAAUGACCCAAACCAAACAGAAUCUUGCAAAACAAAUAACGCCACCACAGAGAAAAAAACGUUUGGCGAUUCAGUGUAGUAAAACUGUGUUGCUACUGACCAGCUGCUAGUAUUAUGCCUGCUAGAAAUUGUACCACACAUGGCUAUAGGUGGCAGGAACAGCAGUGAUAAUAUGGCUAUGCUACACUGAAGCACUGGUUAUGCUGUAAUUGCUUCCUUCAAAAGCAAAUUCAUUCCUUUAUUUCUAGUAUUAACCAUGUGGGCAGUACCAGAAGGUGUUGUGCAUUAUCUUAGGCCAAGCACUGGAUAAGCUUGACUAAGUUUCAUGGUUCCUUUGCAUUCAGCUUAAUGGGAGACUACUGUGUAGUUUAUCACAAUGUCAGAGUUUUGAUUUAGCAAAAAGAAUGUUUUCAUUUUGGUGCUUAAGCAGCUGAAUACAACAUUCGGCCAACAAGUCACCGUAACUGUUAUACAAUGUAGAGUUUCAGUUUUUACAUUCUUACUGAUGUACUUUUAUUUUGCUACAUCUGUCUUCUAGAAAUGAAAGCCUUUCUGCUUUGUGGCGUUUCCUCUCCUUUUCAACUUAUUCAUGCAAGAUGUACCUUUGUACAUAUGGUCACGUGCCACUUGUCAGUGUAGUAUUAACACCACAUUUUGCUAUCAUUUUCAUUAUAAGAUUCUAAUCGUCUAAAGUCUACAGUGCCGUUGCCUGUGUAUGUUAGCCUUUUCUAAAGUGCAUGGAUUUUACUGUGGGCAUUUAUUGCUGCUAUUUUGUAUUGCUUACUGUUGGAUAAGUAACCAGUUUUGCAUUGGAAGUGACUCCAAAGUAAACUGAAAAGCAUAAACUUUUAUUUAUGUUCACUUGUAUGUGCUGUAGACUGUGGAGAGUUGCUUGCGUCUAAGUCAGAAGUAUAACCUUACUGAGGCUUUGCAGUAACGUUUUGUCAUGUGGAAUAUCUGUAAUGAGCAGUCAUGCUAAGAAUCAUGACAUCAAUUCCUCCAAAGAGCUCUGCAUUGCAUUUCAUUAACGAAGUCAGCAAGCUUUGAAUGUCAAUUUGCUUGUGUCUAUACUGCUAACGCAAGGUAUGGUUAUUGUAGCACUAUCAGACCAUGCAGUUAACUUUUCUAUCAUAGUAUUUCACUAUUGCUUUGUAUUCUUGGGCAUUACAUCAUAGCCACAAAAUCAAGGCAGCUAUGACACAUGCACUUUUACGUAACAGGUCUCAAAGCAAAGUUGCAAAUUACGCAGUUUUUGCCACACUUGCAGUUACACUAAGGCUGAAUCUAUGACAAGUAAGCGGAAUGCUUUUGCCAUUACAAUUUGAUGCGUUGUAGAAUAUUUCGUGCUGUGUACUCUAUAGCAUUACAAUGUUGCUGCAAGCGGCCCUUAUUUACUGCCUCAAUCUAUUGUUUCUACACCUUGUCUUUCAAGCUCUUCAGUCCACCUUUAUUGAACCUGGUUUAUUUGGCUGCACAGCCCAGCAGCAUCACCAGAAACUUUGAAGGUAGCUGCAAGACUCAUUAAGAGCAGUGUACUGACAGGUCACCAAUGCUCACAUAUCAAGGAGGAGCAUUCGCUUUAGUCACACACGGCUGCUAACUGCUGUGCUACUAGUACGAGCGCAGUCCUCUGCAGGCAGACGGUAGCCUGCAGGACGACAGUGCAGCAAGUUACUAGCCGAGUGCAUGCAGUAUACUGCAAUAUUAUGCUAGUAACCACAAUGUUUCGAAGCUGAUUAUUGGUAUCGUAACUGGUAGCUACGAGAUUGAAUUUGGUUCAAAAUUAUGAUGCUAGCAUUGCAUAUUAUUAUAGACCAUAUAUUAUAAAUGCCGAUUGAUUGCAAGGUUAUUUUCUUUAGUUAAAGCUGCCUAUUGGCAGCCCUUGCAAAUUUAUUGUGUUGGACACUUAUGGCAGCUUUUGUGUCUGCAUGAACCACGGAGUGCUCACACAAGCAUUGCAUUACACUAGAGUCCACAACUUCAGACAUAUGUGUACUGCUGCUAGAGCACAGCAAGUACUUUGCCUGUUUCAAGUGUUUGUUCAGUACCUUAUACUGAGGCACAAAGAACCCUGCAAGAAUCCUUUCUGGUGCUCUAUUCCUGCUCUUUAUAUUGCUUCAUGAAUUGCGGUCAGCUAAGCAAGGCCUGUCAGCACACAUCUUCACUUGGCAAACAUGCCAUGCGAGUGCAAAACAGCAGGUGCUCAAAAUUUUUUUAUUAGUUAUUUGAACAUGACUGUCGGAAUUCCAUGAACAGAUUGCGCAGGGGUGUAAAUGUUUUUUGUAAGUUGCGUGAGCAAGUUAGCAUUGUGCGAGAGCGCCCUUGAUACCUACUGCAUACAUCUAAGUCAGAAAAGUGUACAGUACAUCUACUUGCUUUGUCUAUUAGUGGUAUAUGUUUAACAUUAGUGAGUGCUUUUUGUUUUUGUUCCUUUAAUCAUAAAUGGCAGCUUGAUAAUUAGCUCUGUAGAUAGCUUCACAGUUCAGAAACUCAAAAACAGCACUUCAGAUUCACUGACAAACAUCACCAAAUAGUCUUGGUUUGCUACAUUCGUAAUUGUGAAUCACCGUUUUUGUCGGCAUUCUUGGGUCCAGACAUUUAACAUUGUUUUUGUGUAUUUUGUGUAAUAUUUCUAUGUGUUUUUGCCCAUUAAUCAACCUUCAUGAUCCCUUUCAUGCAGCAGUUAGUGUCGCAUAAGUUUGCACUUCUAAAUCUGGGUGGCACAACUGUCCCCAUAGACAAAGGAGAAUACCUUUGAAGUUCUGUUACAAUUAAAAAAAAAAAAAAAAACAGUGCAUUAAAAACAUUCAUUUGUGCCAGUCUCAUGCCUUGUCAGCAUGAAACUACACAGCUUCCAUUACUCUUUAAUGCUGUGCAGUGCUGCAUGAAGUGAAUUUGUACAUCUUUGUGCAUUGUUCCUUUCAUUGUAACAAAGCCUGUAAUGCUUUAUAUCACCAUGUUGACUAUGUGAAAACAUGCCUACAUUCAACAUGUGUAUGUCACUGUUGGUUUGUAUAAUUUUGUGUUCACAACCUUUCUGCAUUGCCAUUCACUGCAAACAGCUGGCAUUCCUUCCCUUUCUUUUUUUCUUUUUUGGUAUCAGCUUGAGCAGUGAAGCUAGAGCUGCAUUGCUAUGGCAAAUGUAAAGCAAUUAAACCAGCAGCAGUUGAGUUGCCAUGUCUACUGCUCCCUGGCUGAUCACAGUGCCAGAUAGCAACAUAUGUGCCUUGAGGUCAGUCUUUUUCUGUUAUUCCAGAACAAUUUGUCCUCUGGUAAAGCACUUAAGGUGGCCGUCAUGGCACCUUGUUAAAAAAUUAAUUCCAGGUGUUUUUUUAUCGGAGCCAAUAAAUUUCAAUUGCCAUACUUGUAGACUUCAGUUGUAACAAACAGAAAAAGGUUUGAUGUAAAAGCUACUUCUGUUAAUUGUUGGUUCAACAUUUUAAUGCUUUAGGCUGCAGGAAUGUUGCUUUGUGGCCAAAUCUGCCUCUGAGUGAGCAAGUUAGUGCAGAGUGGUAUACAGGAGACAUAUCUUUCUCUACUCUUACAGCAGCAUCCAAAGUGCUUUGCACAUGGGGCAGAAUUUGUAUAGUGUGCAUUGUUUGCACACAUGUUGUACCCAGGGAUCACAUAUACAUGCUUGUAUAAUGGUUCACCUUUGGGAUGGAAUCGAAGCCCAGGCCUUGUGUAUUCCCUUGAGUUUGCUGUUUACACAGCACUUGUCUCCUUGGCAUCAAAAAGCAUUCAUUUAACAGGUGCUUAUGCCUGAAGGUGAGAGACCUUUGUGAAUGAUAGCAAGGCACUUGGCUGAUAAUUAUCAUCAUAUCACAUUUCACCACUCGUCUACUGUAACAUUUUGAUACAUUAUCAUAAAAGUGGCUGUUAAUAUUUGCUCUCCCUCUCAUGUGAGCUUUUGACUUUCUCAAAUGUGGACAAGUCUGCAGAACAUUUAAGUACACACAUACAAACAUACCACUCUCAGUGUCUGUUCCUAAAUAUGCAGCAGUCCAGGUAAAUGCAGCAGCCUGAGUAAAAUCGUGACCUAUUGAUGGACGAGCGCCCACUUCUGGCUAGCUCUCAAAUGUUGCGUCACAUGUAUUUAUAAUUGUUGUACACCCCUCGUGAACAGUAGAUUUUAGAGUAUACUACACACUGUUAAACAGUUGCUUAGAACCGCUCGGGUUUGCAGGUAACUGAAGGUGCCAUUGACGCUAGACACUUCUUUUUUCAAAGAAAUUUAAAUCUAGUUAGCAAGUUGUGCUCACUUUUGGUUGUGUACCACUGUGGUCCUCAUUGUUAACUUCCAAGUUCUCAGCUUGUCAGUGGCCAAGACAUAGUAGCCCAUAGCUUGCCUACUUCUUUUAUUUGAAGUGUACGUGUCCUCACAUUGAUGUAUCAUUCAAAAUGCAUUUUUUCUUUUUUCAUUUACCUGUAGUGUGGUUGAUCACACAUUUGUUUUGUAGUAGUGCUGCACAUGGAAAUAAAACUAAGAACUGGU